Messenger RNA from Penicillium brevicompactum, 3048 nucleotides. RefSeq lists its product as uncharacterized. The transcript is spliced from 5 exons. The record is from RefSeq and is a predicted model, not a curated record. Gene Ontology annotation, biological process: regulation of DNA-templated transcription. The coding region runs from base 1 to 3048 and encodes 1015 amino acids. Gene Ontology annotation, molecular function: zinc ion binding; DNA-binding transcription factor activity, RNA polymerase II-specific. Lineage: Eukaryota; Fungi; Ascomycota; Eurotiomycetes; Eurotiales; Aspergillaceae.
AUGUCGAAUCCGUCAAUCGUGAUUGUGCCAGGCGCAUGGCACAGACCUGCCCAUUUUCAAGGCCUUAUCGAUGAUCUCGCAAAGGUUAAUUAUGAAGCAGUUGGUGUGACGAUGCCUUCAGUGGACUCCAGCCCUCCCCUGCCAAGCUGGGAUCAGGACGCGCAAGCUGUGCGACAGGUGAUCAUGGAAAGGCUGGAUUCUGGCAAGGAUGUUGUCGUCCUAGCCCACUCAUUUGGUGGCAUUGCCAUGUCCGAAGCUGCCAAAGGUCUGGGAAAGAAGGAACGAGCCGCACAAGGCUUGCAGGGAGGAAUCAUCAGGCUGAUCUACAUGUGCUCAAUGGCAUUGCCCAAAGGCCAGAGCCACAUUGGACAAUUGACUCCUCAGACCCCAGAGGAGGAAGAACUUGAGAAACAACGCCAGGAGCUGGAAGCCAAAUUUGGAGGGAUGGAAAUCACCGCGGAAGGGGCUCUGAAGCUACCCAAAGACAAUGUCCACAUGAUCCUGUACAACAGGUGCGACCCGAAAGAUAUCGAGAGAGCCGUGGAGCUUCUAGGGACUUUCCCAGCUGGUCCGCUCUCUGUCCCUGUGACGUAUACCGCGUACCGUGAGAUUCCGAGCACCUACAUUGUGUGCAAGAACGACUUCGCACUACGCCUCCCGUAUCAGCGACGAAUGAUUGCACAGGGCGAAGGUUGUUUCGACGUGGAAGAGUGUGAUGAAGGCCACUCUCCUUGGAUGAGCAAGCCGCAAUUCAUUGUUGACUGUGUUAGAAGGGCAUCUGGAGAGAAGUGCGGAAUGCCGGGGGAUUUCAGAUCUCUUAAGGCGUUACAUCAAACAAACAAACCCCCACGACGCCAAAAUGCGAGUUGCGACCCAUGCAGGCGGUCAAAGCGACGUUGCGUCGUGUCACCGAGUACAGAUGGCGUUUCUGCAUGCGAGAAUUGCACACGCCUAGGACACCAAUGUACAUUUGAAUUUGCCGACUCCAAGUCUAACUUGACUCCAAACUCAAAUAAAAGAAGAAAACAUCAACACAAUGCUACAGGCAGAACAAUUCCAGAAGAUGGUUGUACCCUGGUGACUUCGCCCCCAGCAGGUAUCACCAUUCCAGCCGAUCAAUUUGACCCCACUUUGGUGAUUGACCAGGACAUACUUUCAACCUGGCUGACUCUUGAUUUUGACAAUCAUCUCGAGGGCGAUAAUACAUGUUCCACCAAUGGCCUCCACUCAUUCACUUCGGCAACGGAUAUGUCUCCCCGACACACACCGACGUCUGGCAGCAUCGACAAUGAGCUCAGUCUUCAUUCAACCAGCUUUCCGAAGAUUGAGAAUUGUCGGUCAUUUCAGUCCAUUCCUAAGUUCGGGGUUUCCUUCAACAGCCCGAUCUACUUGUUGAAUAGCGGCAUAGAUGCUAAGAUCCUUGGCGACCGCUUGACGCGAAUCUACGAGGCAAUUGCAACAUCCUCUGCGUCGAGGUUUCUUGAGUAUGAUUGCAACCUCUAUCCUUCGAAAAAUCGCUACCGGAUAGGAGAGAGCACAUCGAGUAGCUUGAAUGGAUCUGCCCUUGCUCUUCCGAGUACAGAGUCAAACGCAAGCCCAUUGGGUCAUGUCGAUUCAACACCGUUACAGGAUGAAACGGCGCAACAAAUAUCUUUACUUGGGAGUGUUCGCUUCCUUGAUCAUUUCGGUGACUUUUAUGGCAACCGACUCAGCACAGCUGCUCGAAAGAGGUCCGACGAAACUUUGAAGGCGGUGCUUCGAGCAUUCUCGAUGCAGUGGCUCCCUAGUUCGAAUCCUUUGUUUGAGGAGGGCAACAACGACGAACGGCGGGCAGAAGAGAAUGCGUUGGAUUCAUUCGUCGAUGCAUGGGUUCGCGCAAGAUCCCUCCUCCUGGAUGCACAUGCACACAAAACUCGCUCAUUUCGAAUGAUCCUUGCAACCCUCACUUUCGUCGGGAUUGUGACGCCAACGAAGAUUAUUGAUACUGAAGGCCUCGUGUCGAACAAUUUUCUCCACGAUGGUUUGAAUCAAUUGUGUUGUUUGGAUCAACUCGUUACAAAUUAUUGCAUUGAGCUUGGUCCAUCUUCAACUUAUGGUUCUCUCGCCGAGGCAAGCUUGAGCAUUAUUCGGUGGGCUGGGUAUAUUCGUGAUACAGGUGCGGCAUUGUCGCUGGACCACAAAUCAAUACUUCCCGAUCAAUGGGGUCCUACAAGGACUCCUCCUAAUAAGGAGUCUAUAGCAGACUGGGCUACUUGCCGCAACAUUCUCGAGCUGGACGCGAACAUUCAAUCCAUCUUCCGGAAAGUGAGCGCCGAGACAUUUUAUAUCUGGAGGAAGAUAAUCAAUAUCAAAGAAAGCAUUACCCUGUCGCUUGGUAUUGUCUCCGACCCAUCCCAGUCCACCAUCGAUGCUAUCAACAUGGGGAUAAGUACAAUUGACGAAUUCAACGAAACGUACCAAUCCUUCAUCUCUCAUUGUGUGAGAAACUUUGAACACCUCUCUACUUGCCCCAGAAUCUCCAUCGUAUCUCAUACGAUGUUUUGGAGCCUCGGGAUCUUCCUCCUGGUCGAUGUUUUCCAAAGUGCCACUGCUACCAACCUCAAUGAAAUGACCACACAGCGUAUUAGCCCCGUCAUUCGCAAGUACCAAGACCAUGCAGCGUCUGUCGUGGCCAAGGUAGUUGAAUCUGUGCAGAAAUUGCCCGCUGAAGAGAUGUUCAAUCUGCGAAACGGCCUGGGUGCCGAGGUCCCAAUCACGGUUUACCACGUCACACCAAGUUUAGCUGUGACCGCGCUUGAAAAAGCCAUUGAAAGCGUCAUAGAUUCCCAAUCCACCCUGACAGCACACAGUGGCUUAGCAGAAUCUCAUCGGGAAGUUCUUGUGCCUGAUGGUAUCUGGGAUCGUCAAAUCGAUAUCUUGAUGAAAGGUCUCAUGUCUUUGGACGUCACUAUUGGUGGCUCGCAGACGUGUGGGGUGACGCUGCGACGAUUGAUGCGGAGGCAUGGAGAUACAUUGUCCGAGUGCUGGACCUCCGAGUUUGAGACAUAG